Molecule: messenger RNA, 11637 nt
Organism: Protopterus annectens (West African lungfish)
Lineage: Eukaryota; Metazoa; Chordata; Ceratodontiformes; Protopteridae
Gene: RNF44
Product: ring finger protein 44
Exons: 8
Coding region: 18-995 (325 amino acids)
Source: RefSeq, a predicted model, not a curated record
AUCAUUAAUCAUUUCCAAUGUCUUACACUGUUACUACAGUAACAACUCAAGGCUUCCCGCUUCAUACAGGCCAGCAUCUCCCAGGAUGCAGUGCACAGCAGCUUCCAGCAUGCUCAGUAAUGCUGAGUGGACAGCACUAUCCUCUUUGUUGCCUUCAGCCUCCAUUGAUACAGGCGUGCACAGUACAACAGCUGCCAAUGUCUUACCAUACCUAUGCUCCAGUGCUGUCCAGCGAGCACUUCAUUAUUCAUCCCCCACCCCCAGUACCUCCACAUCACCAUCAGCCUACACAUAUCGCACCCCUCAGCCAUUUUGUACCUGUCCAGCCACAGCACCCUCGAAUGCCCUUACAAAGGAUAGAAAAUGAAGCAGAGAUGAGAGGGGAGCAGCACUCUCUUGGAGGAUUCAGUUAUCCAACUACACAUCACCCCCCAACCUUGCCUCCUUCUGUACCACUGCAGUACCUUCCACAUGACCACUUGCAUCAAGAACUACCAUUUGGAGUGCCAUAUCCUCAUGUAAUGCCACGACGAAUGAACACACAGCGAUAUCGCCUGCAGCAGACAUUAGCACCUCCUCCACCACCACCUCCUUACUACACCAACAUUCUGCCAUACUUUCUUUCAAUGCUUCCAAUGCCACCAGCCACAGUGGGGCCAACAAUCAGCUUGGAUCUUGAUGUAGAUGAUAUGGAGAUGGAAAAUUAUGAGGCAUUACUGAAUUUGGCAGAGAGACUAGGUGAGGCAAAACCACGAGGACUUACCAAGGCAGACAUAGAACAACUUCCAUCCUACCGUUUCAACCCUGAAAACCAUCAGUCAGAGCAAACGCUGUGCGUUGUGUGCUUUAGCGACUUUGAGUCAAGGCAGCUGCUGAGAGUCCUGCCCUGUAACCACGAGUUCCAUGCCAAAUGUGUUGACAAAUGGCUGAAGGCAAAUCGUACCUGUCCCAUCUGCCGAGCAGAUGCUUCAGAGGUUCACAGAGAGGCAGAGUGACAUUGAUAGUAAAAGAGUCGAAUUAUUAAAAAUCGAGCAGCACAAUUAACUUGUGACAGAGGCCCUUGAUAAGGCGAUGUGGAAUGAAGCCACCUGCACCCAACCUGUCUGUGUCACUGCACCUACCUAUUUCUUCCCCCGGGACUGAAAUGUCAAAGUACUUUAAAAAAAAAAAAAAAAAAAAAAAAAAAACAGAAAGCAAUCUUGGAUUUUUUUCUGCUAUCCCAGUUACCUCGUCUUGUGCCGUGCAGCCAUGGUGAUGUUUACUGACUAGUUUGUACAUCUAGCAACUGAGUUCUCUGAGUGUGUUUUGCUACUACAGAGGACGAAUGAAGAUUUCACCCUUGUGUAUUCAAAACUCCAAAGAUUUCAAUAUUGCCGUGGAAGCUUUCAGUAAUCAUUUUGAAAGCUGUGUGAUUUUUUUUUUUCUUUUUAAUUUUUUUUUUCCUUGCAACAAGAUCAUUCCAAGUACUGGGACAGCUGACAAAGGGGGUGCUACAGUUUCAGUACUCAGGCAGCACAGUAAUGGGUGUAUAAAAUUAUCCUCUUGGCAGAAAUGAAACUGGACAUUACAGGCCAAUAGGAAUAAAUGGUCAAAUGUCAAAAGGUUGUACACAUGGGUUUGUGUUAUGCAUUUGUCAUGUGAAGGCCAAAGUGAUGAACUGCCCAAUUUUUUUUCUUUCUUUGAGAAGUGUUUUUUAAGUUGCACUCUAGUUCUUGUCAUACUUUUUGUCUAGACUUUCAAUUUUGUAUGGUCUCUAGAGAGAGGCAAGUAGAGGGAGUUUUCCAUUCUUUACUCACUUCACUUUGUUUGGGUGAUGGAAAUGGCUUUAUUUUAAGUUUUCAUCAGGUGUUCAGUGACCCCAAAAUGACCUUGAUAUUGUUUAAUCAUCCCUUCCCCUAUUCAGAAGAAUUAGAAGAAAUGUAGGAGGAGAGUGUUGUCCACCUUAGUGAGUCAGAAGCCUGGACAUGCAAGGAUAACAGGACUUUAUCCACCAUGGUACUGAAGCACAUAGCAUGUGAAUUGUAUCAUUUUUGAAAAUUUAAGAUCUGGGAAAAUUCUGCCUUUCUUUGUAAAUUUAGCAAACUGUGGAGACAUAGAAAAGGGUGGGGGUGAUUGUAUGAUGAAAUAUUAUUCAUCUCCUUUUCAGUCUGUUAACUGAUCUGGGUGCAGUGCAUAUGCAAUUUUGGGCUGGGGAGGUUAUUUUUGAACCUGUAUGGACCUGCCUUAAUCAAGGAUUUUAAAUACAAAAAAAUGUUCAGGAGAAAAACACUGCAGUUGAAUUCAGUGGAACCUCACCAUUCAGUAGGAAGAUGCAGUUAAGCGUGAGGAUCCGCAGUCCCAGGUUGUCUCUGUUCUGCAGGUUGUAGACUUAAGUGGUGAAAGGAUACUGUGUGAUAAUUUACAUAAUACUGGAUAGUGGGUCUUUGGACAGAGCCAUGUACUGACAUAGUGCCCACCCUAAUUAUGCUGAGAUGGGUAGUCUUGCACGUGUAUGCAGGAGUCAUUUGGUUUGGAGCUCAGAGGAACAGAAACCUUUUGUCUAUUCAAAGUAUUUUAAGCCAGAAAAAAAGAAUAGUUCUGAGAAGGUGAGAUGCAGUAUUUUUUCUGGAACUGUAAAUGACCGCCUAUGGUGUGGACUUAAUGAUGAUGACUCUGAAAGCUUUAGUAAGAUACGGGUUAUAUAUUUGUUUUAAGAGGUCAUUUCCCUUAUCCCGACCUGUGGAUGCUCCACCCCAUUAUGUAACCACUGUGUUGAGAAGGGGAGUGAAUUUCUUCUGUUCCUUAUUUGUGGUUAGAUGCACCCCCCCCCCAAAAAAAAAGUAGACCUAAAACUCUGUGAUUUCAUGUUUUUUCCAGCUUUCUAUUACAAUAUGGGACUGUUUAGUAGUAGUCAUUCCCCCCACUCUUCCAGCUUCUCAUGAUCAUCUCUUAAAUUGCAGUCAAAUUUGUAUUUGUACAGUUUUGGGGUCCUUGGAUUUCUUUUUAAUUUAUUGGUGUGUGCCAUUCUCUCUCUAACUUUGAUUUCCAAAGUUGCAGUUCUCCUUUGUGAAUAUUUUUUCCCACAUCAUUAAAUAAUGCCCUCAUGUGAGUAAAUCUGGUACUUGAAAGUCACCCCCCUUUCCUUUUUUUUAACCUAUAUGCAUGUCCUUGUCCUUUAAGAAAUGUGUCCUCCAGUUUGCUCGCUUUAUGAACUGUCUUCUUGGUUGCAUAGUGAAACCCUUUAAAUGGUGUUAAAGGGAAUCCUAAUGCAUGUGAGUAUUGCCCCAGAGCUGGUCAGUGCUGUGGGCAUAGCAUGUUUUCAGAAUUAGAAAGCAGUUUUUCUUAUAAGGUUUUGCACCUUAAGAUCUGCUUCUGCACCUCAUUAGAAAAUACUAGACAAUUCCAUAUCUUUGUUUCUUGGGCCUAACUAUUGGCUGGUUCUUUGUUUCUCAGCUAAUCUGCGAGUUGUUGGCAAAAAUGGUUUUCUAUUUGGAAAAAUGAGUUAACAGUGGACCCAACUCUGUCCUUUGGACUUUCUUGUUACUGGAAAACUGUAAAAGUGUACAGAAGUGAGAGGAUGAGCAUGGAUACAUAUGGUAAAUAAUAUAAAUUUAUUCUAAAUGACCUUUUCCAUUACAUUAUUUAGGUAUACAGCUCUACCAUCCACUAAAUGGAUGUUCAUGUAAUAGAAAUUCAUCUGUAUUGAGACUUCAGUAGAUGAUUAAAGUGCCACUUGCGCUAAGCUCCUGAGCAAAACUAUUUGGGUUACAGUCAGAUUGCAGAGAUAGUGGGUCAUGGGCCUUCAUUUUAUUAUCCACCCCAGACAGCAGAAGUAGCUAAUGUUCAUUACUUUGUGACAUGUUAAUUUCAUUUGGAAUAUUGAGCUGCAUAGUGUACAGUCACUCAUUCUUUUGCCAUUCCUUCUGCAGAUGUAGCAUACUAGCAUGCACUUUUUCUCAUCGAUAUCCUGCUAUAUAGGUGCAGAGGCUUGUUGAUACUGCUAUUUCUUUUUUGUAGUAGUGCAGUUGCUAAAUUGUGUAUGUAUGCAGUAGAUAUUGACUGAAAUAGCUGUUGCAGUAUUCCUGACAUGAGUUGCUACCGCUGACAUCCGGGCGGGGUACCAAAGCUUUACCUUCCCAAGCUCCUACAUCCAAUGCACAGUUUGUAAGUGUAGGGGGUAUGUAGGUGAAUGUACAAAAGUGUACCUCAGAGUGUCUUGCUGCAGCCCAAAAGCAGGUCAUGCAUCCAUUAGACUGAACAAGGUUUGCUUGGUACCAUUGCUUCACUCUGUCUUUUAGUCAGAUAAAUGCCCUGUUGGGGAAUCCUCCUUUGCCUUUUAUGCAUACACUUUUUUUUUUUCUUCAAUUUGAUUAGUUAGAUGUGAGCUGGGAGGUUAAGUGUGAGUGCAGUAGGCAGAUUCUGCAUAAGGACUUGUACACUUAAGUGCCUUUUUUCUCUAGACGCAGAACAUGAUCACAAGUCCUGUUCUAUUUGUUAGUCAUUCAUUCCCAAAACUCUUAGCUCAAAGCUUUCCUCUCUCAACACCUUUCUGGAAGCUCAGCAUCUUAAACAUAUGGCCCUUGACCAAGAUGGCAGAAUCCGCAUCCCCAGAUGUCCUUCCACCAAAGAAGAGGCUUAAGAGGCCCAGAACAGAUGCAUAGUCUAAUGUUUCGGACUCUGACAUACCCGCUAAGGUUUCAGAGUCCUCAGUACAUCAGGUUACCUCUCAGUUGUCCACUACAGAGACUCCUUCAGAGGUUAAUAUGGCUCCAAUGGCCUUGUAGAUUGUGGAUACAACCAAUGAACCUCAACUCAUCAUUUCCGAGGGCCCUCAAAGCAACCAUCAAAUAUUAGGGAGCUAUCCCAGGUACUUUAAUAGAGUUAAGUCAAGGCUCCAAACCUCCGCGUCUCAUCCAGGUGGAUGUCAUGUCAAAAAAGAAACUACAAAAUAGUAGGCAUGUAGCCUCCCCCUCAGCAGCUAGGGAAAAGGAGUGGAUAGAUUUCUCCCAGGGUUUGUUUAAAGCUAUCAUGACUGAGAGACCUCCUUCCUUUGUGUCUCCACAACCACAAGCUGCACCUCAAAAACCCACAAUGGCAUCUUCUGUAGAUGAAGUACAGGAUUAUAGCUCAAGCGACCCUUUAGACUACUCUUCUGAGUUACACUGUCCUGGAGAAAUCUCUUUGGAUGAAGUGGAUUCCCUAUCUCCAGAUUCCCCUGUUAAGGAAGCUUACUUUGGAGAAAAUAUCCAAAACAAUAUGAAACAUUUUGAAUGACAAUCCACUCAGAUUUUUGAUGUGUGGAAGAGGUACUUCAGCAUCUUAGAAAUGGGCAUUCCUGCCCCUUCCCCAAUCCCUCCUAUAUGUGAGGCUUUCCAGGAUGGCUUCCAGUCCACUUCUUCAGCACCUGAUUCUCAACCACCAGCUCCUAAAAGACUGGACAUAUUUUAUACGGUGCCUGAUGACAUGAAGUACUUGUACAAGAAUCCUGUGGCAGACCCUUCUGCAGUGUCUCUUGCUUCAGGUAAGUCCUAUAAGCUCCUGCCUAGUGUUAAUGCUCUGCCUACAGACAAGAAUAGUAGGGCUUGUAGAUAAAUGGGUGAAAAAAAGGUAUACACCUCUUCUACCCUAGCUUUUAGGGCAAUUAAUUAUCAGACUCAAAUGACCAAAUAUUUGAUUUCUGUGCUUCAUUCUUUGAACAAGGUUAUGGCAGGUCCUCACUGCAGAAUAAAAGCAACCAAUGCAGAAUCUAGUUUCUCAGGUCACUCAGAUAGCUGGACACAGCAUUAAGUGCCCUUACCAUGCAGUGGAUGCUUCUUCUAAGACAGAACCUGAUGGGUCUGUUGUUUAUAGAUAUGCAUGGCUUCAUAGCCAGCCUGUUCUGAGGAUUUCAAGUCAAAACUUUGAGACUCCUCCUUGGACAAAGAUCUGUUUGAUCCUCAGACUGCCAGUCUAUUUAAAAUUAUCCAAGACCAAGAGGACUGUGAAAGACUGCAGGCAUAUUCUGUUGUCCUCAGUUGUUGUAUACCAUCUAAAUAUGUAUCCUCCCUCAGAAGGGACACUAGGACAACUCAAAAAAGAAGAAAACUCUUAGGCAAAGGUACUCUGACAAACCUUGUAGGGAACCUCCAUCUGCAAGGCCCCUCAUUGGAAAUAAUCUGCGACUACCUUCACAACACCCCCUCCCUUACCAAAACACUGUCACUCUCCCCAGCCCUGUGGGAAAAAAUUACUACAAACAAAUUAUUUCUGUCCAUCAAGGAUGGUUAUGCCAUUUCCUGAGAAAAUAUUUAUCCCUUGAAAGGCAUGCCGCGUCCUCACAACCUGUUUUCUCUACUCUCUGCCAUUAUUCAGGACCUCCUGAAUCAGGGCACAAUUGAACAAGUCCCAAAAUACUUUAUGGGGGAAGGCCUCUACUUUAGAAUGCUUCUGGGGCCAGGAAAGUGACAAUGAAGACCCAUCCUAGACCUUUCUCUUCUAAACACAUUCUUGAAAGUAACUUUCAAAAUGCUCUGUCUUCCCACUCUUUUGCCUUUCAUUCUUUUUCAGGUUUUUCUAGUAUCCCUAAACCUGAAGGAUCCCAUCCUGCGCAUACCUAUUCGUCCUUCUUGCAGGAAAUUCUUCACUUUAUUUUUCUCUGUCUUGUCAGACUUUCAAUUUACUGCUUUGCCUUUUGGUCUUUCCACAGUACCAAGGGUGUUCAGACUCUAGCACCAGUAGUGGCAUUCUGCCACACCUAGGGAAUUCAACAUUUUCCCUACCUGUAGGACCUGUUAGUAAAAGUUCUGUCCUCAGGAAUCCUUCACCAGCAUCUAGAUUUCACUGUCCAACUCCUGAUGAAUCUGAGAUUUACCAUCAACUACAAAAAAAUCCCACAUAGUUCCUACCCAGGACCUGGUUUUCCUGGGUUCCUCAGGAGAAAGUUCAGAAUCUUUCCAAAUUCUUCCUUAAUUUCUCCUUUGCAACACACUUCACAGCAAGGGAGUUCUUAAGGACUUUGGGUUUCAUGGCAGCCACCAUUGCUAUGCUUCCCAUAGCCAGACUUCACAUAAGGAAAAUCGUGUGCUAUCUGAAAUCUCUGUGGUCCCAACACUCCCACUCCUUGGAUACCCUGAUUCCCACCUGCUCUGUCAUCUCAAAGGAGCUAUUCUGACAGCAGGACUUCCCUUCUCACCCCCUAGUACUCUUCAAGAAAUUCACCCAAACACCUUGGAUGAGGCAUGGGAAGCAUAGACAGGGUCACACUGGGUAAAAGGCAGAUGGUAACCACAGUUCCUUGAAGGGACACAUCAGUCUGAAGGAAAUGGGGGCUCUUCUACAAGCACUGCUGACCUUCUUCCACUUAUGGAAACCUGGACCAGUUCUAAUGUACACCGACAAAGCCACAGUCAUAUGGUACAUAAAUAGGAAGGCACGGUCCUUACCAAUUGCGCAUGUUAGCACAGGAGGCAUGGCAACAGCCACUUAGAUGGACAUUAUCCUUACAGCUACAUACAUUCCCCUUACAGGACAAUAUGUUAAUGGAUUCCCCGAGUUACUUUUAGAAGCUUCCCAUGGAUGGAUUGUUAACAGACAGGUCAUCAAGGCAAUCUUCCAGUAGUGGGGUACACCACAGAUAGACCUCUUUGCAUCACCAACUAACCAUCAGCUUGCUCAGUUCUACACCAGGGCCCUUGUUCCUCAGCCUAGAGUACUUGGAAAUUCUUCUGUUUAUCCUCCACUACCUCUGCUUCCAAAAAUUAUUCUAAAAGCGCAAAAGGAAGCACCAAAGCUCCUUUUGCUGUCCCCUUAUGGCAGGGACAGCAUUAGUUUCUCCUGCUGUUUCACCUGACAAAGGGAAAUUAUAGGAAAAUACCUCUAUAGCCAGACCUUAUCACUCAACAAAAAGGAUUGCUUCUCCACCAAAAUCUUUCCUUACUCAGCCUAACUUUGUAAAUUAUAGGAUUCUAAUCCCUUAAAGGCACCUUUUAUCUGAGAUGGUUGUUUAAAUCCUCCAAGAACCCAUGGGACCCAGUACAAGAAAAUCUUAACACAGUCGUAUGAAAAAGAUUUUCUUAUUGGUGUUGCAAACACUUUCAGGACCCACUCUUAACAUAGGUCACUGCUGUCCUACACUAUCUUUGCAAACUACUUCAUUUAAGCUUGACUUACUCUUUUGUCAAAGCUCAGCUGCUGGCCAUCGAUUCCUGCCUACCUCCCAACCUCCUGCUUAUGGUCUCAGCAGAGAUCAAGCUUUUCCUAUGGGGAGUCCUGCAUCUUAACCUCCCAAGGAAACCCAUGUCUUCUCCUUAAAGGUAACAUUAAAUAAAAAUUGCUCAGUGUCCAUCAGGGGGCUUACACCCCCCCUGCAAAACCCCUCAAGACAACUUGGCACUGAAAACUGUAUAAGGCAGUGGGUGCAGAAGGCGGCAGCCCCUUUGCUGGAUGUGUGUGGCUGUCUUUCACUGACAUCUUCAGUAAUGCCCCUUAGAAUAAUAUUUUUUAUAUUUUAACCCUUUUUAAUGUUGAAAGUCUACAGAAUUAGCAUAUCAAAUAAUAAAAAUUGAACCGAACACAACUGACAAGCACCAUCAGGAUGUCAAUCAAGUCUGCACCUCUCACACCUGCGUGAGCUACAAUAUGAUGUGUACUAAAGUGUACAUUCACCCCUUUCACAAGGUAGUGGAUGCCAAGUCUGUCUUCAAAGCUAUUUGGUCCUCUGUACACAUCUUCACCAAACACUACAAAAUUGUUGCUUUCUCCAGGUCUAGGGCUGCUUUUGUAAGAUAUGUCUUAUCUGUACUGCUAGACAGCUCAUCAUCUCAUUAGCCGAACACCCUUCUCUCUCCCUCCUUCAGCUCUGGGAGCCAGCCAUACGUCAGGAAUACUGCAACAGUGAUUUCAGUCACAACUUAGUACCAUUGUGUAAAAACUUACCAUAACAGUAGAUGUCCUGCUGAUCACUGUUGCAGUAUUCCUUCCAACCUUCCUUCCCCUCCAUUCCUACUUACUUCAACAUUCUUAUCUACCUCUGCUUUAAGUUCUACUCUGCUGCAUGGAAAUGGGGGAAUUUACUUGGCUAUUCAAGCUACACCCCUCUUAGUUAACUGAGGUCAUGUGUCAGACGUGCAGCCUCUGGAAGGUAAAGCUUUGGUACCCUGGGCAGAUGUCAGCAGUGGCAACCAAUUUGUAAGGAAUACUGCAACAGUGAUCAUUAGGACAUCUACUGCCAUGGUAAGUUCUUACACAACUGUACUUUUUGUCUUCUUUUCCCAUUUCAUUAUAAAUAUAAAAUGUAAAUUGGGGAAAGGUGAGGUUUCCAGAUCUGGUUUUGGAAUGCUUCCCUGUGGUAGAUGGUGAUGUACCACUGUAUGGUGAUUUCUGCUUUUAUAAGUUUUAAAGGGGAAAGCAGGUCAAUUGUGUUACUCCAUUUCCAGGAUGUUACUGUAAGUGCUAACUAAAUACUAGUUUGGUGGCUUCCUCACGGCACCGUACCUCACCAUACUGUAUGACACUGAAGUUCUACUUUGCACACAGUAGGAAGGGCAUUCAACCCCACACAGGCUGACAUAGCACAAUACCUGCCAUGACUGAGAUUGCUUGUAUUUAAAAAAUAAGACUGCAGUUUUACAGGAAAGCACAUGGCUGGAAUACAUGGGUACCCGCAUGAAUGCUGCCAAAUAAGUGGCAUUCCCCUUUAUUAUGUUUAUGUAGAAAAUGAUAAUGGGGGAGGCAUAGUCUUUUUCUUCAUAUUCUGUACAAUCCCUGGAUCUUUGAACAUCUAUUUUACUUCAUGUUCCAGGCAGGCUGAUUUGUCUGAUUAUAUGAUGAAGUUGUUUUUAGUCUGUAGCAGAGUGUUCAUCUUGCUUAUUAGUUGACCGUGCAAUCCAAAAACUCUGCUUGCAUCCUGUGUUGAUUUUUAAUUCGUAUGUCGUGAUAAUUUAAUGCUUAACCUCCUUCGCUAAAGUCUUGAUGCCUUUUUGCAGUAGCUACCUUCCAGCCUUUUUCAAGGGUGUGUUGUAAGGAAAUGAAGCCUUUUAAAAAUCUGAAUUCUUUCACUUCUCAUCCCUUUGUAAACUUGUUUUGGAAUGCAGUAUCUCACAUGCACUGUGUAAACCAAGUCAUUUUCUUUUCUAAUAUUUGAAAGAAAUGCAUUUGAAAAGAACAUUUCUAAGCAAAUCCAGAAUGCUUUUACUUAACUGUCAGUACAGACAAGACUGAAAAAAAAUGGUAGAACAAAGCCAUCUGUGUGUAGCAUACUGAGGCGUUAUGGAUGCUCUGCAGCAUUGUUGAUUACAGAAAGAGUAAGCAGUCCAUAGCCUACUGAACUGUGAUACAGGUGAUGACAAGUGUGGAUUUGUUAUAGUUCUGACUACGUACUGACUGUGACCCCCACUUCCCCACACACACACUUAUCUUAGUAUCUUUGCAGCUGUAAAAAUAAAACAGAGAAGCAACAAUUUCCUUGCCAUGUCAAUGAAUUGCUGAAUCAAAGGUUCUCUUUAAUGGACUUUGUUUAAUGCCAGUUUUAAGUGUACAUGGCUUUUGUCUGAAUGUUGUUUUUUUUUAAAUUAGAUAAUGGUAUUUCAAUAAUAUAAUGAACUGGUUAUUUUGAGUAACCUUUUUCUUCAGCAUCAUUGCUUUUCUUUUCUGUCAAGCUGGUAUCAAAAAUUACUAGCAGUAGUUGUCAUGUAGUAGUGCUGGCACUUGUUAAAACAGUUGUCUAUCUUACUGUCAGACAUGCCUCUCAACUGUCCAGAUUUUUGGCUUAUAUCUUUGGUCUGUUCCUCUGUUUUCUGGCAAAUCACUGGGAUGAUCUAAGGACUGAAGUCACUAAAUAAUGACAUACAUUUGAGUUUCAGACUUCAAGUCCUUCAGAAAGUGUUAUGUUAAACACUGUUACUCUAGCAAUUUUCUAAGAGCAAUAUUUACAAUAUGUCUCUAUUUUUGGACCUUUGUUCCCCCAUUUUGUCAGGCUUUCUUUCUCUAAGAGGUUGAGAGGUAUGCUGUCAGAUGUACAUGAACUACUUUACAUGUUUCUGUGAUAUUAUCCAGUGUAUUUUGAGUAUAUAUAGCUUCAGAGAUUGCACAGUGUGAAAUUAGCUAUGGUCUGAAGAAUUGUUUGGCUUUUUUUUUUAAGAUCACCACCUUUGGAAGGAAAGCAAAUGUUGAAGGAAGGUGCUUAACUAAGAAUGUAUCUGUUUGUUGCCUCUGAGUUGAAAAAAAAUACUAAGAAUAACUGCCUAGUAACAGACGUUUUUUUAAGAUAAAAUGUAUGGCAAAGCUUGUGUUUGGUCACACAGAGUUCAACAUUUCAAAGUACAUAAUGUACACUUUCAUUCUAAUUAUUUGUGUGUGUGUAAGUAUGCGUAUCUAUAGAUCUAAGUAUUGAAACCCACAUGCACACACUUUUUUCCCAUUAGGAGAGGGGUGAGUACUGUCACAGUUUGCAUCCCUGCAGUUACUGUAUGUUGAGCUAACAAAGAAGCCUUUUUCAAAAGUUUUAGUUAUACUGGACUUGUAUUUCUUGCUUUAUAAUAUUAUUGUUUGUAAUUGCAGCUGCAUCAUAUAGAAUAUUUGAAGAGUGUUACUGCUUUUGACAGACUGAUGGACUGUUCUAGAUUUGUUUUUGUAUGUAUGCACUAUUAAUUUAAGAUGCCCAGUAAAAGUACUUGUUUUCUA